Zea mays is the source of this 1573-nucleotide messenger RNA. RefSeq lists its product as uncharacterized. NCBI's taxonomy places the organism in Eukaryota, Viridiplantae, Streptophyta, Magnoliopsida, Poales, Poaceae. The record is from RefSeq and is a predicted model, not a curated record. Bases 443 to 1240 code for a protein of 265 amino acids. The transcript has 7 exons.
CUUCCCAAGCGGCCAAGCCCCCCACCCCUCGUCCCAACAGCCAGAAGGCGCCGUCGCCUGCGGCGACACGCGCACGCAGGCAUCCCUCUCGUGAGCGCGCACUGCUACCGUGCCGCAGUGUGGUUACAGCUCGUCGCUCGAGGCGAACUCCGGCGUGCGGAACCCUAGCGCAGGCGUGGAGCUCACCGGCCUCGGCGCCGGCGCCGGUACUAGGAUGGCUCCACCCGUUACGCCAUGGUGAGGGCCUUGCGGCUCGGUGGCCGCGCGGCCGCCGCAGCGAGGUGGUGCACCUGCCGGCGCGCCGCCGUCGCCCUCUGCGUGGCCAACCUCGUCGCCGCGCUGCUCGUGGCCCGCGCGCUCUACGCUCCCGGCUCCUUCGCAUUUGCACCCAAACUUCGUGCCUGUGGCUUUAGGCGGGGAGCUGAAGUAUUCCAGGGAGCAGAUGAGGUGGGUGGAGGAGUCGAUCCGGAUUCGCCGCGCAGCUGAGCCCGUCGAGCUCAUUGAGGCGGUGAAGAAGCUGCGCAAGGCAUUCACGAGGGAAGAGAAGACACGAAAAGGGCUGCCGCUGGAGCUGAAGCAGAAAGUUUCGCUUGAGAUUCUGCAGAGACUGCACGAUUUGGGCGAAGGUUCUAAUACCACGGAACAACAAGAAGCUGUAGAAGCAUGGCGUGUUGGGAAGCUCAAGGACAUGAGAAGUGCAUCUUCUAAGAAUUUAUCAAAUUUUGGCCUCUCCAGUGAAGAUUCAAGGAUGUUAAAGCGAGCCUUGGAGUUUAACUGGCAAAGGAUAUUGGAGGACAUUGGUCUUUGGAUACCUCCCACUAUAUAUCAUAUCGAACAUGAUGACAAACCUGAGAAUGAACCAGAAGAUGAAGAGAUAAUACCCGGUCCACCUUUGCCCCCUGAAUGCAAUACUGAACUGCAUACUGAUUAUGGUGGCACGGCUGUUAGAUGGGGCUUAACACAUCACAAAGAAAGUGCCGCAGAUUGCUGUCAAGCCUGUAUAGAUCAGGCUAAGAGGGCCAGACCAGGAGCCUUAAAGUGUAAUAUUUGGGUUUACUGUCCGUCUGAGUAUGGAUGCUACUCGCCAGACAAAUAUGAACACAAACAUCAAGAAUGCUGGUUGAAGCAGGCUGACCACCCUAGAUUAAACUUCAAAGACCGGUACCCUGAGCCAUACAGAGAUUCUCAUCCGACUGCCCCUGUUGUUGUGCCAUGGAUGUCGGGUGUCAUUACUGCAUGAGCUGCUUGCCCACAGGAGCGCAAUGCCAAUGUGCAGCUUCCAGACUGAACUCUACAUUUUUGUUUUGCAAACUCAGAAAACCAUUUUUCAUUUUCAUUCUUUAGUACUUAGGCUUUAGGUUAGUCUACUUGGUAGCUGAAGUUUAGGCUGCGCUGGGGCCUUUGUCAAACUGUGCCCUAGGGCGUGGCAAACAAACUGAUAGGGCAUGUUUUGGCAGAGAUGUGCUGUAAUGUAUGUACAUCAACCAAUCAUGCUCGCAGCUAUAUAUUGUACUUCAAACUGAAAACUAACUAACACAGAAGCAAUCAUGCCCAUGGCUAUAUUCUACCUCAA